AUGUAUUACGAGAGGAGCGGACACUUCAGAGCCGCGGCUCACAUAUUAACUAAAUUGGCCGAAAGGCGGAGCCCUGACGUCAAUCUUUACAAACGACUCGAAUACUUGUCCAGAGCUAUAGUCUGUAUGAAGAGUUCAGAUUCGCGACCGACGGCUCUCUUCGGAGACACCACUCAAUCGACUGCCGGAGAGUUCUUGCAUGAGUUGGAGGAGAAGAUGGAAGUGUCACGCAUUCAGCUUCACAUACUUGAGAGCCUCCACAAGUUGUCCGAUUCUGUGCCCACACAGGAGGCCAUCAAUGCAUUAAACUGUGAUUUACUCGAUAUAACACAACUGUACGAAGAGUUUGCCGAUCGAUUCAAUUUAGCCGAAUGUCAGUUAGCUAUCCUUCACUGCGCCGGACAUCACGACCCGAACCUAAUUGAGACCAUUUGGCGAAACAUUAUUGAUAGUGACUUACGAGCCGUCAGUUCCAUGUCUUCCGACGCCCAGAAGAAUCUAAUUUGUAAUAAAAUCAAACAUUUGGCCAAACUAUACAUGAGUUCUGAGAAAUAUUUUCCAAUCGAAUUUAUUGUCAAAUACUUGGAGACGAAAACACAGAACUUUGAGUUUGAGUCGCAAUGGCUUACAGAGAGUCUCCUGGAAAUGGGCGUCAAAUUAACGGAUUUACUCGAUCUCUACCACAAACUCUAUAAAUCACGUGAAUUAUCCACUUCUUGGCCGCGAAAACAAAUCCAUUUGCUUCGAGUUCUGGCUUUUAUUAUCAACGCGUUUACUUUUAACCAGUCUUUGGUCUCAUUUGCUGAAAGGCGUCACUUUUGCACCAAAAGUCUGGACGUAUUGUCCGCUUAUUUGAUUGAUUUACAAACGAUGGACUCCGAGGACAGAGCCGUUAGAAGUCUGUUAUACGACUUGAAGGCAAUCAAAGCCAAAGUCGAGCGAUGCGUUUGAUUUGCAUUUUAUAUAUUAUUUGAAUUUAUUUUAAAAUAAGUUUUAUAUUAAUUAUUAAUAAAUAAAAAUUUAUUCACAAUUUAUUAAAAA
This is a messenger RNA of Medioppia subpectinata, 1041 nucleotides long. NCBI's taxonomy places the organism in Eukaryota, Metazoa, Arthropoda, Arachnida, Sarcoptiformes, Oppiidae. The record is from the annotation of a GenBank genome assembly.